AUAAAGGGGGAGUCAAGUAGCGUAUUGAAAAAGUUGUUAACUUUUAUUUCACAACUAUAUUCCAAGCUCCUAGCCCUCUAUAUUUUAUCUUAAAAGUUAACGUUGAAAACUAUUGUUAUUUAAUAUUUAAUAAAAAUGUCAUCACAAUUUCGAGUUUUUAUAUCUCAACGAACAGUAAUAGGAGAUGAAAUUUUGCCAGCAAUCAUUGUUGUUUAUCAGGAAAAAAUCGAAGAAAUCAUUUACAGUGAAGUAAAUGAACAGAUUACAAGUUAUCUCGAACAGAAAUAUCCUAAAAUCGAAAUUUUCAAUUUCGGGACACGAGUAUUAAUGCCAGGUAUCGUAGAUUCUCAUGUUCACAUAGAUGAUCCUGGAAGAACACAUUGGGAAGAUUUUCGUACUGCAACGAAAGCUGCUGCUGCUGGUGGAGUUACUACAGUGAUUGAUAUGCCUCUCAAUUCAAUUCCUCCAACUACCACUGUAUCUAAUUUGGAGAUAAAAAUGAAUGCUGCUUCUGGGAAUAUUUAUGUUGAUGUUGGCUUCUGGGGCGGACUUGUACCAGAUAACAUUAAUGAACUUAAGCCAAUGGUUGAAGCAGGAGUUGUUGGCUUCAAAUGCUUCCUGAUUCCGAGUGCUACUGAUGAAUUCAAACAUGUGUCUGUGUUGGAAGUAGAAAAUGCCUUAAAAGAGCUUCAAUCGAGCCAAACUGUAGUAGCUUUUCACGCAGAGUUCGAAGAUAAUAUUUCUAUCAAAGGCUUUGAUCCUACUUCUUAUAAUACUUUUCUGUAUUCUCGUCCACCAAGUAUGGAAAUUAACGCAAUCAAAACAGUGGCCUUACUUUGUGAAAAAUACAAAACCAGAUGUCAUAUUGUUCAUCUUUCUGCAAAUGAAGCUCUUGAUGUAGUAUCGGAAGCUAAGAAAAACGGCGUACCACUAACAGCGGAAACAUGUUAUCAUUAUCUGACAUUUUCUGCUGAAGAUAUACCUAAUGGCGCAACACAAUUUAAGUGUUGUCCUCCUAUUCGCACAAAGGAAAAUCGAGAAAUCCUUUGGGAAGCUCUGAAAAAUAAGGUUUUAGAUAUGGUUGUCUCUGAUCAUUCACCUUGUACUGAAGAUCUCAAGAAUAAUAAUUUUAUAGAUGCUUGGGGUGGUAUCUCAUCAUUACAGUUUGGACUACCUGUUAUUUGGACUGAAGCUGAAAAGAGAGGAGUCAACAUUAAUGAUGUUGCACGCUGGAUUUCUACUAAUCCAGCAAAAUUGUGCGGACUGGAGAAAUCAAAAGGACAGAUUAAAGUGGGAAUGGAUGCAGAUUUUGUUGUUUGGGAACCUGAAACAGAAAUGAAAGUACAAAAGUCUGAUAUUCUCUACAAAAAUAAGAUAAGCCCGUAUGUGGGAAAAACAUUGAAAGGUAAAAUACAUUCAACAAUACUGCGUGGGAAUUUUAUUUACAAAAAUGGUCAAGUUCUGGAGGAUUUAAGAGGAAAACUGCUUUCGAAUUCAAGUCUUUAACGCAAUAAAAAUUCGAACAUUACAUGUAAAGAUUAUAGAAAAAAUAAAAAUUCUUGGGUCAACACUUGUGACCUUGCCAACGUAAAAUA
Molecule: messenger RNA, 1595 nt
Organism: Chelonus insularis
Lineage: Eukaryota; Metazoa; Arthropoda; Insecta; Hymenoptera; Braconidae
Product: allantoinase
Exons: 10
Coding region: 136-1506 (456 amino acids)
Biological process (GO): allantoin catabolic process; purine nucleobase catabolic process
Cellular component (GO): cytoplasm
Molecular function (GO): allantoinase activity; zinc ion binding; cobalt ion binding
Source: RefSeq, a predicted model, not a curated record